AUCUAAGUGCAUGUCUGUUAGUAGCUUCUGAACACUAAACUGAAAUGUUUUUAAGCAGUAUAUACAAUGCUUUUUAAUGCUUGCACAUGAAAGGUUGUUGUUAAAUGAAAACAUGUCUUCAAAGGCAUACUUUCACGAUGGCCCUGAAAACCCUGCACAUCUUUCUGCAAACACUUUAAACAGCAAAUAAUGCAUGUGAUCUCGUGAUGCCCUGAUCUAGCCUUUUCUACCAGUGGAAAUCAUUAUGGAAAGCUCCAAGAAACAUGUGACUUUACCAUUUCUUUUAGGUUUGUAUAUUUUGUUCAUUAUUUUUGUUAUUUCUGAGCCAUGUAUUGAAUUCUCUGGUUGUGUGUGUGUGUAACAUAACUGAGCAUUCACUGAGUUAUUUUAAAGGAUUGACACAAAACAGAUUAAGAGGAGGAGUUAAUGAUAUGAUGAGCUCCUCUUAAUGAUAUUCAUCAUUUAUUUGGAGGGAUUUCACAAGCUUCCUGCAUCAUACAGUCGCCAUGAAUCUCACACUGCAGUUAUGUCUCUUGAUGACUUUUCUAAUCUGCACAGUGCACAGUGAUGUGGAGCUGCAUCAGAAAGUCGCAAUGACAAAAUCUACCACUAAGCUCGCCAAGAUAGAAUGUACCUUCUCCUCAGAGUGUAAAUUUUAUAUUCAAUGGUAUCAGAAGAAAGACGCCGAACCUUUCAAGAGAAUUCAAUAUGUGGACAUCAAUAGUGCAGCUCACAGUAAUGACCAUGGCUUUGGGUACUUAAAAUCAGAGAAGACAGCAAGAAAUAAGUUAGCUCUGAUAAUCCCCAAUGUAAAGCCUGAGCAUUCAGCAACAUAUUAUUGUGCCUGCUGGUGUGUCUCUGGAUACAUUUACACCUACAAAGUAUUUGGAUCAGGAACACGGCUUAUCGUCACUGACACCCCGGUGAAAGAGCCUCAAGUGUCCACGUUCACAGUGUUUAAGCCCGAAAAUAAUGAGAAGGCUGUACUGCUGUGCCAGGCGAGAGGCAUGUACCCUGACCUGGUGAGAUUCACAUGGCAAGCAGAAGAUCACAAUAAACAAAAUGUUCAACUGGGAAAUGAUGAGCAUCUGGAGCAGAGAGAGGAGGAUCCGGAAGUGCGAAUAACCAGCAUGCUGAUCAUAGACAAACAGAAAGCAGAAAACAAUAAAUUCACCUGCACGGUUCAACAUGACAGCAGUGUUAAAAACAAGAAAUUAUCCAUUCCAACAGAUGAAGACAUUCGUAAGACUAAGCCAAAGCCUUCUACCAACUGUUCAACCCAUAUAGCAGUAAAAGGAGUGGAGGAUGAAGAAGAGGAAAUCAGUAAUUUUGGUUUGUUUGCACUCAGCCGCAGUCUGUAUCUGUUCAGUGUGACGUAUGUGAUACUGCUGGUGAAGAAUGUCUUUUAUUUCUGCACCGUCUCUGUCUUACUGUGCAUGAGAAAUCCUGCUAACAUGGAGAUGAUUCGAGGCAAAGGUCACUGAUCAGCCAAACAACAUGACUUCUUUUUUGUCCGUAAAUGGGUCUCAUUCAUUUGACAAUUCUUUUGCCUACAGUUUACUUUUACCAUGUCUUUUACUAUUUGUGUGUUUAAAUACGUUGAAGACUCAAAUCAUUUAAAUUGUUUUUUUUAUUUAUUUCCACCCGCUUCUAUGCUAUUUCUACUCAUUGAUGAUACCAACUUAUAUUGCUUUUCAUUUAUCUUGUUUUUGCCUUGAUUAUUAAAGCUGAACAAUUGUUUUAUUAAAUUAUUUUCAAAA
This is a messenger RNA of Hemibagrus wyckioides, 1760 nucleotides long. Its product is annotated as M1-specific T cell receptor beta chain-like. NCBI's taxonomy places the organism in Eukaryota, Metazoa, Chordata, Actinopteri, Siluriformes, Bagridae. The record is from RefSeq and is a predicted model, not a curated record. The coding region runs from base 507 to 1484 and encodes 325 amino acids. The transcript has 6 exons.